Aegilops tauschii subsp. strangulata is the source of this 687-nucleotide messenger RNA. The record is from RefSeq and is a predicted model, not a curated record. NCBI's taxonomy places the organism in Eukaryota, Viridiplantae, Streptophyta, Magnoliopsida, Poales, Poaceae.
AUGACUAACUCCGUGCUCAACUCACCACCGCAACUCCCGGCCGCCGGUGCCUGGGGCAGCCUGUACGGUGUGCAAGAACCUUUGAAAUGCCAGCGUGUCCCGGUGGUACCGGCCGCUGCCAAGAAGAAGCAGCCGGCGUACGGGGUCAAGAGGAACCUAGAGAUGUGCACCGAGGCGCUCGGAUGCGAGACUGGCGGCGUCGACACAGCCGCCGACGAUGUCGACGUGGGCAUGGCGAGGAAGAGGCAUGCCUGGGAGCAAGAGGAGGAGGAGUCGAAAGCGGAGGCGAUGGAGCGGAGGGUGCGCGUGCUGCCCCCGCCGCUGACGACGCUGGCGGCCGGCGCGCCCCGCAUGCGCAUGGUCCACGAGCGGCGCGACGGGCGGCUGGAAGUGUACGCGGUGCGGUCGUCCGGGAUGGAGGCCGAGCGGAGCGGCGGGCGUCUCCGCCUCCGCUUCCACUCCUGCACCGCCUGCAAGUGCAAUGCCGCCAAGUGUAGCCAACAAGAAUCGCAGGAAGGAGAGGAACUCGAGGCUGAUCAGCGUCAGCGGCCGGAGGACGCACACGUCGUCGCAAAGUACGCGCGCGGUGGGCGGUGCGUGGAGGCGGAAGGUGGCGCGACGUCGGCAAGGCGCGGCGGGAAAUGGGAGCCGGAGCAGGCGGCCGCGUUCUGGGUGGCCAUCACCUGA